This is a messenger RNA of Manacus vitellinus (golden-collared manakin), 598 nucleotides long. It is a transcript of the gene MTX1, whose product is annotated as metaxin 1. The transcript is spliced from 3 exons. The coding region runs from base 1 to 420 and encodes 139 amino acids. Gene Ontology annotation, cellular component: SAM complex. Lineage: Eukaryota; Metazoa; Chordata; Aves; Passeriformes; Pipridae. The record is from RefSeq and is a predicted model, not a curated record. Gene Ontology annotation, biological process: mitochondrion organization.
AUGACUUGGCCCAGCCCUGGCUCUCUGUGCCCCAGGCCGGCCUCCCUCGACGCCUUCGUCUUCAGCCGCCUGGCGCCGCUCCUGAAGGCGAAGCUGCCCAACGGGAAACUGCAGCAGCACCUGAAGUCCCUGCAGAACCUGUGCAACUACUGCACCUCCAUCCUCAGCCUCUACUUCCCCUGGGAUGGAGCUGAUCCCUUGGCCGGUGCCCCACGGGCUGCGGGCACGGACAGCAGUGAGGGAGAGGAGGACCCCCACAAACGGCGCAACCAGCUGCUGUCGGUGCUGGUGGGGCUGGUGGCCAUGCUGGGCUACGCCUUCCUGAGCGGCAUCGUGUCCAUCCAGCGCGGCGGCGUGGGGCCGGCCGGCCGGCAGCCCAUCGCCAUGGGGGAGGAGGAAGAGGARGAGGAGGAGGAGUGAGGAUGAGCUGUGUGACUGUCUCACCCCCCCAGCCCCCUGGAACUGACUCUUUUUACACCGGGAGCCUGGCAGCAUCAUUCCCCGUGGGUGCUCCGCUCGUUGUCCUGCCAGGAACCACGGCCUUCACUGCGGGAGUGUCCCUGCCACGCCAAUAAACCUCCCUCUUGUCCUCUCGGCA